AUGCAGACUGCUUCUACAAACAUUGGUGAAAGACUGUGCAAUAAGUUCAUCUGUGAAGUUUCCUUGCUAUUAAAUAUUCCACGGUCAGCUGUUAGUGGUAUUAUAACAAAGUGGAAGCAACUGGGAACAACAGCAACUCAGCCAGGAAGUGGUAGGCCACGUAAAAUGAAAACAUGGGGCCAGCGUAUGCUGAAGCGCAUAGUGCACAGAAGUUGCCAACUGUCUUCAGAGUCAAUAGCUAAAGACCUCCAAACUUUGCGUGGCCUUCAGAUUAGCACAACAACAGUGCGUAGAUAGCUUCAUGGAAUGGGUUUCCAUGGCCGAGCAGCUGCAUCCAAGCCUUACAUCACCAAGUGCAAUGCAAAGAGCCGGAUGCAGUGCUGUAAAGCACGCUGCCACUGGACUCUAG
Molecule: messenger RNA, 409 nt
Organism: Staurois parvus
Lineage: Eukaryota; Metazoa; Chordata; Amphibia; Anura; Ranidae
Source: the annotation of a GenBank genome assembly